CGGUCUCUGCACCCUAUGCCUGUUCUGGCCCUCUUUGCCAUCGCCUCUGCGCCGUCUUCUCUCCUUUGAAUUGAGGGACCCUCUCACGGCAUGGGACAGCUGCAGUCUGUAUGUGCGCCUAUGUAUGUACGGGUACAGUACAUGUAGGCUUGUCUCGUAAUGGCAACGGCAAUGGCGAGUCUGCGCCCACAUCUGUGCGUACUGUGCAGCAAAGGACAGCGAGGAAAAGUGACCAUCGAUAUGUAUGCUGCCCUAUUUAUCUGCUGUGGUGCCUGACGCAGGAUGAGGGCUUGGAGAUGCCGUCGUGCCAUAGGCCGGUUGGCAGGCUGGACUUUGUGCCCGCAGGAGAUGAAGGCAUUGACAUUGUCUAAUUUCUGUCUAGAGAGGCUCGGCGCCGUUGAUUGCGACUAGAC
Molecule: messenger RNA, 413 nt
Organism: Trichoderma asperellum CBS 433.97
Lineage: Eukaryota; Fungi; Ascomycota; Sordariomycetes; Hypocreales; Hypocreaceae
Source: RefSeq, a predicted model, not a curated record